GAGCUCCACCUAGUUGUUGGGACCGCGACUGAUACGACGAUGUCUCCACGCUCUUUUUCGAGUGGCUUCUUGCGGACUUACAAAUUCACGGAUGAAGGAAGAGGCUUGGAGUUACUUCACAAAACGGAGACUAAUGAUGUUCCACUGGCGCUUUUGGCGUUCCAGGGGCGACUUGUCGCCGAUGUAGGAAAAGCUUUGGGAAUUUAUGAUAUCGGGAAGAAGAAGCUACUUCGUAAGGUACGCUCAUCAAACAUUGUUCAGACAUUUGCUUCGCCCAUCAUCACACUCAAUACGCAAGGUUUGAGAAUUAUAGUGGGGGAAAUACAAGACUAUGUCUCUUUCGUUGCGUACACAGCACCAGAAAACCGUUUGCUCGUUUUCGGGGACGACUCCCAACGAAGAUGGGUCAGUACUGUGAGGAUGGUGGACUACAACACUGUAGCAAUACGAGACCGCUUUGGUAACAUUAUCGUCAAUAGACCGGACACUAAGGAAUCAGACCAAGUCGAUGAAGACCCUACCGGCGCUGGUAUCCUUCACGAAAAAGGGAUAUUGACGGGUGCCCCUCACAAGACCAAGAUGGUGGCACAUUUCCAUGUCGGAGACCUUAUCACUUCUAUACACAAAGUAGCGAUGGUUACUGGAGGACGUGAAAUCUUGCUGUAUACUGGUGUCCAUGGCACGGUCGGUAUCCUCGUACCAUUCGUUUCGAAGGAGGAUGUCGUCUUCAUAUCGACGUUGGAGCAGCAUCUGCGCAUAGAGCAGAGUAGUUUGGUUGGCAAAGAACAGUCAAGUUUGAGAGGUUAUUAUACGCCGGUCAAGGCGGUUGUAGAUGGCGAUCUCUGCGAGACAUUUGCUCGACUACCGGGGUCCAAGCAAAAUGUUAUUGCUGGUGAGCUUGACUCUCGAGAAGAGCCUCACUUGAAGGUAAUCCUGAAAUAUGAUGAGUAG
Messenger RNA from Lentinula edodes (shiitake mushroom), 951 nucleotides. Its product is annotated as pre-mRNA-splicing factor rse1. The transcript has 3 exons. Lineage: Eukaryota; Fungi; Basidiomycota; Agaricomycetes; Agaricales; Omphalotaceae. Gene Ontology annotation, cellular component: U2 snRNP; nucleus. Gene Ontology annotation, biological process: mRNA splicing, via spliceosome. The record is from RefSeq and is a predicted model, not a curated record. The annotation marks the transcript as partial. Gene Ontology annotation, molecular function: U2 snRNA binding; protein binding.